AAAUGAUGUCUCACAGGAGAGACAUUCAACACCCUCCCCGAUGAACCUUUAAUUAAACCUAAUAUUUAUGUUUGUUAUUUUAGAUUUUGUGUGAAUUUUAUUUAUUUCACUUCUUUUAUUUCUUUAAAUACUACAAUAUAUUUAAAAGUGGAGGGAAAACAUGACAUUUCCAUAAUAAUCAGAGUGCUCAUCUUUUCAUAAUAGACGAGCUGUGUCGGUCAAAGCCAAGGGUUUUACACAACAAUAUUGUUGUGCGGAAGCAGCUACAGGUACGAGGACGUCGUUCGGCUAGCUUCAAAGAUGAGCGCAGAGGACGCUUUAGAUAAAUUGAAGAGCCACAUCCGCUCGCUGCUGGUUUCGUCCAAGCUGGGGCUGAAUCCUCUGCAGCUGAGGCGGGACUACGAGACCAUGCUGGGCCACCCCAUGCCCCUGAAGGAACUGGGCUUCAGGAGCGUGAUGGACAUGGCCAGAGAGAUGCCCGAUGUGGUUUCUGUUCAUCACAGACCCGAUGGAACCACAUACUUUACGGCUGUGUGUGAUGAGUCAACUCGAGAGAUUGCAGAUCUGGUGGCCAAGCAGCGUUUGACGAAGUCGUACAAAAAAAUCAAGAACCCCGGUUACCAGUUCUCCCUCUCUUCCUCCUAUAAAGCCACCCCUCAGGCCCCGCCCAGAAGAGGGCGUGCUCCUCCAGCGCUCCCAGCCCAGCUCAGAGCACAGCUGCGGAUCCUUCUAUCUCAGGGUCCAGUUAGGUUGUCGGAUUUACAGAGCUGUUAUUGUCGCUGUUUUGGCCACCCGCUGAACAUCCACAACUAUGGUUUCUAUUCCACUGGAGAAAUGCUGGAGGCAGUGGCAGACCUGGUUUGCAUUCAACAAAGCAGGUUUGGCUCGGUUCUGGUCCUGACAGAACAUCUGAGACAUAGUCAGAACUGGAAACCUUCUGGAAAACCAAGUACUGGACCGAAAACGUCAGGAUUGAGUCCAACUAUGAAGGCCUUUUCCAGAGUGCCAGACAGCCAAGUUAUUGUUCCAACAAAACCUGCAGCUCCGGUUCAACAGAGUCCUCCCCCGUCUAAGACUCCAGCUGAGCCAGCCCAUAGCAGCUCAGUUGUUGCAGACGAGGCCGAGGUGGAGGGGAGGGUUGACCAAACACAACCAGUCCCGAGCUUGACGACUUUUGAAAAACGAGUGCUUAAGCUGGAGGAAGAACUUCGUCAGCAGAUCAUUGAGAAUAGUGUUUCUGGUGUUGUCAGCCAGGAUCUGAAGGACAAGCUGCUAAAGGUUGUAAGUCAGGCAAAUGGAGAAUUGUCUGUUCAUGACCUGCCAGCUCAUUACAAGAAACUCUUUGACGAAGAGCUGCCGUUGUUGGAGAAUGGCUUUGUCAGCGUCACUGAGCUGGUCGGAGUUCUAACCGACAUCUUCCUCGUGAAACCGGCAAAUGACGACGACAAAAACCACUUGGUAGUCAUGGAUGUAAACAACGUUGACAACAAGCAACCUGAUGCCAAAAUCAAUGAGCCCAUUAGCAAUCAGGAAGAUUUGUCACCUAAAAUCAACUUGGUAGCCACUGGAAAAUCUUCCUGGGAAGAGGAGACGGAAAGCAACGACUCAUUUGAAACCCAAGAAAUACAAAGAUCUGCAAUAGAACUUGAGGAGACCUCUGAGAUGUACCCCCCCAUUCAGGUGCAUCACAGCCCAGCCGUUCCCCUGGACGCCCUGCUGGACCAGCGCCUCAAACCUCCAACGCGCUGCGCUGUGCGGCAGCUGGUGGAAGUUUUGGUGGAGGCGGUGGAGUCUCCUGGACUUUUCUACAUACGUUUCAUUGAGACUGAAGAGGCUAGAGCUUUGGGGGCGAUGAUGAUCGAGAUGAAGCGAUACUACACGUGUCCCAAUGUGUCAAAGCAAUACCAGCUUCCUGCACCGUUCAUCCGACAGGGUCAAGUCUGUUGCGUGUUGACCAAAUCAUCCUGGUUCUACCGAGUGGUAAUCCACCGGGUUAUCAACCCAACCCAGGCUGAGGUGUACUUUGUUGAUUUUGGAAAUAUAUUGGUGGUCCAGAGCGCCAGUCUCAAGUUUCUUAAAUCUAUAUACUCUGUUCUUCCAGCACAAGCUGUUCCUGCCUCCCUCAGUAGAAUCAAACCCAUCUCGGGCACGUGGACGGAUGAGGCCAUCCAUUCCUUCAGGACGUGGUGCUUGGAGCGCUUCCUGGUGGGCGCUUUAGAUUGCUACACCCAAGAUGUUCUGCAGCUGUUCCUGUGUGACACGAGCACCAACGAGGACGUCUAUGUGCAUGAACUCCUGCUGAGCCAAGGUCACGGGACGGUCUGCAGCCCUGCAGCCAGCCAAGCAUUGUGUGUUAAAGUUACACCAGUCAGUCUGUACCUGGGGAAAGGAAUGGUGGACUUACCAGAGAUAAAGACUGAGGAGAUUUCAUCUCCUAAGUCAGCAGAAGAGUCUCCUCAUUCCUUAGACGAAGCUCAGAAGGUUGAAGAGGAUGAACUGCCUGAUCUUGAGGUCAUUGAGUUAAACGAAAAAAUCCAAGUUGAGGAUUCAAACCAAAGCGGCGCUCAUUCAUUUGAGCCCACGCUUAGCCAUGAUGGAAGCAGUGAGAGUGAGGAUAUGAACAGUGAAUCUCCUUCUGCCACUCCUGAAAGUCCAUCUUCCACCUCGCUUACGUGUUCACAUCCAAGCCAGACUCGGACAACUCCACCUCACGUCGAUGCUGACUCAAAUGUCAAGUCUUCUCUUUCAACUCCAUCCAGCCGUGAUUCCAACUCUCGUGAUCCAGCUCUUCAGGAUGUGCAGCAGUCAAAGGUCACUGACUCCCCCUUGGUCCAACCUCCUCUUAUCUGGAGGAUGCUUGGACUCAACACCUCCAUCCUCAACAAGAGUCCAGAUGCACCUGCAGCCACUCUGAACCUCAGACGUUCUGGUUCCUGCUUUCCUCUGUUUGGUGGAGGAAGCCUGUGACUCCAGAACCUACCAGCUCUGCAGCAAAGACAUGCUCAGAUCAAGAUUGUGUUAAAAGUUCAAUUUCCUGCCAUUUUAAUGAAGUCGUUUUGCUACAUUGUUUUCCUCUUUAACUCGUUUAAAUUCCUGUCUUUAAAAAUGGUUUUGCAGCAACAAUGGAAGUAUCAAGAUACUUUUUUUUGUUUAAAAAAAAAAAGUUAAUAUUUGUUUCACUUCUCAUUUGAAGCAUGUUCAACAAGUGAAAGCUCAAAAAUGAAAAUAAAGUAUAUUUUCUGUUCUUUCAGAAUGAGGCCUAUUUUAAUUUAAUGUAAACACUUAAAGCAAAAUGUGCAACAUGUUUGUUAAGAAUGGAUUCUAAAAAAAUAAAAUGAAAGAUUACAGUUCA
Molecule: messenger RNA, 3352 nt
Organism: Oryzias melastigma (Indian medaka)
Lineage: Eukaryota; Metazoa; Chordata; Actinopteri; Beloniformes; Adrianichthyidae
Gene: tdrd5
Product: tudor domain containing 5
Exons: 20
Coding region: 301-2967 (888 amino acids)
Biological process (GO): spermatogenesis
Source: RefSeq, a predicted model, not a curated record